AUGGCUCCAAAAGCAGAAAAGAAACCAGCCUCCAAGGCCCCAGCCGAAAAGAAGCCAGCCGGAAAGAAAACCGCUGCCUCCUCCGAUGCUAAGAAGAGAACCAAGGCCAGAAAGGAGACCUACUCCUCCUACAUCUACAAGGUUUUGAAGCAGACCCACCCAGACACUGGUAUUUCCCAGAAGGCUAUGUCCAUCAUGAACUCAUUCGUGAACGACAUCUUCGAGAGAAUCGCUUCCGAGGCUUCCAAGCUUGCUGCUUACAACAAAAAGUCCACUAUUUCCGCCAGAGAGAUCCAGACUGCCGUGAGACUGAUCUUGCCUGGAGAAUUGGCCAAGCACGCUGUUUCUGAGGGUACCAGAGCUGUCACUAAGUACACUUCUGCCACCUCUGCUUAG
Messenger RNA from Ogataea parapolymorpha DL-1, 396 nucleotides. RefSeq names its product histone H2B. Bases 1 to 396 code for a protein of 131 amino acids. Gene Ontology annotation, cellular component: nucleosome. Gene Ontology annotation, molecular function: DNA binding; protein heterodimerization activity; structural constituent of chromatin. The transcript has a single exon. The record is from RefSeq and is a predicted model, not a curated record. NCBI's taxonomy places the organism in Eukaryota, Fungi, Ascomycota, Pichiomycetes, Pichiales, Pichiaceae. Gene Ontology annotation, biological process: nucleosome assembly.